Messenger RNA from Capsella rubella, 672 nucleotides. RefSeq names its product nuclear transcription factor Y subunit B-7. The transcript has a single exon. The coding region runs from base 1 to 672 and encodes 223 amino acids. Gene Ontology annotation, molecular function: RNA polymerase II cis-regulatory region sequence-specific DNA binding; DNA-binding transcription activator activity, RNA polymerase II-specific; protein heterodimerization activity. Gene Ontology annotation, cellular component: nucleus; CCAAT-binding factor complex. The record is from RefSeq and is a predicted model, not a curated record. Gene Ontology annotation, biological process: regulation of transcription by RNA polymerase II. NCBI's taxonomy places the organism in Eukaryota, Viridiplantae, Streptophyta, Magnoliopsida, Brassicales, Brassicaceae.
AUGACUGAAGAGAGCCCAGAAGAGGAUCAUGGAUCUCCUGAAAUAGCUGAAACAAAUCCAGGAAGCCCUUCUUCAAAGACCAACAACAACAAUAACAACAACAACAACAACAACAAAGAACAAGAUCGGUUCCUUCCCAUAGCUAAUGUCGGAAGGAUCAUGAAAAAGGUUCUUCCAGGUAAUGGUAAGAUCUCAAAAGACGCUAAAGAAACCGUUCAAGAAUGCGUCUCGGAGUUCAUAAGUUUUGUCACUGGUGAAGCUUCUGAUAAGUGUCAAAGAGAGAAGAGGAAGACCAUCAAUGGAGAUGACAUCAUUUGGGCCAUUACAACUCUUGGUUUCGAAGACUACGUUGCUCCAUUAAAGGUUUACCUAUGCAAAUAUAGAGACACCGAAGGAGAAAAAGUUAACAGCCCAAAACAACAACAACAACAACAACAAAGACAACAGCAACAACAACAGAUUCAACAACAGAAUCAUCAUAAUUAUAACCAGUUCCAAGAACAAGACCAAAACAACAAUAACAUGUCAUGUACUAGUUACAUCUCUCAUCAUCAUCAUUCUCCAUUCUUACCGGCUGAUCAUCAACCAUUUCCAAAUAUUGCUUUCUCUCCUAAACCAUUACAGAAACAGUUCCCUCAGCAGCAUGAUAAUAUUGAUUCCAUUCAUUGGUGA